Rhinolophus ferrumequinum (greater horseshoe bat) is the source of this 3815-nucleotide messenger RNA. It is a transcript of the gene GPR149, whose product is annotated as G protein-coupled receptor 149. Gene Ontology annotation, cellular component: neuron projection; membrane. Gene Ontology annotation, molecular function: neuropeptide binding; G protein-coupled receptor activity. Gene Ontology annotation, biological process: neuropeptide signaling pathway. The transcript is spliced from 4 exons. Bases 105 to 2306 code for a protein of 733 amino acids. Lineage: Eukaryota; Metazoa; Chordata; Mammalia; Chiroptera; Rhinolophidae. The record is from RefSeq and is a predicted model, not a curated record.
CUUGGUAGGAGAAAAUGAGAUCUGAUUUGCAACUAACAGCCAUGCUUUAUUGUGAGAAUAUUUACAGGCUCGCUGAAAGGGAAACUGAGUAUUGACCAAAGACAAUGUCUGUAUUUCUCAGUAAUUUAUCAACAAAUGACUCUAGCCUAUGGAAAGAAAAUCAUAAUUCGACAGACCUUUUAAAUCCUCCAGGAACUCUGAAUAUCUAUCUUUUUUGCCUGACAUGCUUCGUAACUCUUGCAGCCCUGGCAGGCAGCAUUUACUCACUAGUUUCCCUGCUGAAAACGCAGAACAGAACUGUUGUGUCCAUGCUUGUGGCUUCCUGGGCUGGGGAUGAUCUCAUGAGCGUCCUCUCGGUGACCAUCUUCCUGUUUUUGCAGUGGCCAGACGAGGUCCCUGGCUAUUCCCAGUCUCUGUGCACCACCUCUGCCUUACUAUAUUUAUGCCAGGGCCUCUCAAGCAACUUGAAGGCGUCUCUCCUAGUCUCAUACAACUUUUACACGAUGCACAGGACUGGAGCGAGCCAGGCAGCCUCCGCAAGAUCCGGCCAGGUGCUCGGCGUGGCGCUGACCGUGUGGGCAGCCAGUCUGCUGCUCUCGGCGCUCCCGCUGUGUGGCUGGGGCGCCUUCGUGCGCACGCCUUGGGGCUGCUUGGCAGACUGUUCCAGCUCCUACGUGCUGCUCCUCUUCGCUGUGUACACUUCGGCCUUCGGACUCCUCGCCGGCCUCUCAGUGCCGCUUACUCACCAGCUGCUGUGUUCGGAGGAGCUGCCGAGACUCUAUGCUAACUACCAGGAAAUUUCCCGCGGAGCUUCCACUCCCGGGACCCCUCCAACUGGGGAGAGAGCGCUCUCCCUGUGCCCAGAUGCUGCCGCGGGCCCUGCCCUGCGUUGCUCUGCCGGGUGCUCCCCGAGCUCGGACACUGUAUUUGGACCGGGUCCUCUCGGGAGGGCCGGAGCCUGCAGGCGUGAGGACCGGGGGACUCUCUAUGGCACCAGGAGUUUCACCGUGAGCAUCGCGCAGAAGCGCUUCUCUUUGAUCCUAGCGCUGACAAAAGUCAUCCUUUGGCUGCCCAUGAUGAUCCACAUGGUGGUCCAGCAUGUGGUGGGGUUUCAGAGCCUUCCCUUCGAGACGCUCAGCUUUCUGCUAACCUUGCUGGCUACCACGGUGACCCCAGUGUUUGUCUUGUCGAAACGCUGGACCCACUUGCCCUGUGGCUGCAUCAUCAACUGCAAGCAAGAUGCAUAUGCAGUAGCAUCCGAUGGGGAAAAAACCAAGAGGAGAGCCUUUGAAUUCAAUCUAUCAUUUGAACGAAGUUAUGGAAUUUAUAAAAUAGCACAUGAAGAUUACUAUGAUGAUGAUGAAAAUUCUACAUCCUUUCACCACCUCAUGAACUAUGAAUGCAAAACUACAAAAGACUCUCUGAGAGCCGCGCAUAAUAUCUUCAAUGCCAUAAAAGUGGAAAUCAGCACCACACCCUCUCUGGAUAGCUCCACAUUAAGAGGCAUCAACAAAUGCACAAGUACCGAUAUUACAGAGGCUAAACAGGAUUCUCAUAAUGAAAAGAGCAUGGAUCCCCUGCUCCUUAAAAAAACAGAAGGGGAUAUUCACUGUGAAGAAACCACCUUUUUGGAAGGACCAGAAAGAAGACUUUCUCAUGAGGAGAGUCAGAAACCAGACCUUUCAGACUGGGAAUGGUGUAGGAGUAAAUCAGAAAGAACCCCUCGUCAGCGUUCCGGUGGUGCCCUUGCUAUUCCCUUGUGUGCAUUUCAGGGGACAGUGUCUCUCCAAGCCCCAACAGGGAAAACCCUAUCUCUUUCCACCUAUGAGGUAAGCGCAGAAGGACAAAAAAUAACCCCAGCCUCUAAGAAAAUCGAAGUCUAUCGAUCCAAAAGUGUUGGCCAUGAACCAAACUCAGAAGAUUCUCCCUCCACAUUUGCGGACACCAGUGUGAAAAUACACUUGGAGGUUCUCGAAAUCUGUGACAAUGAAGAGGCCUUGGACACAGUGUCAAUCAUUAGCAACAUCAGCCAGUCCUCCCCACAGGUCAGAUCUCCAUCCUUACGCUACUCACGCAAAGAAAAUCGAUUUGUUUCAUGUGAUUUAGGGGAAACAGCCUCCUACUCACUCUUUUUACCCACGAGUAAUCCCGAUGGUGAUAUCAACAUCUCCAUUCCGGACACCGUUGAAGCACACAGGCAGAACAGUAAAAGGCAACAUCAAGAGAGGGAUGGCUACCAGGAGGAAAUCCAGUUGUUAAAUAAAGCUUACAGGAAAAGAGAGGAAGAAAGCAAGGAUGGCUUGUGAUCACUUGGCCUAAUGAAGGCAAGAAUGACUGCUAAACUGACAGCUUUGUUCUGAAGCUAUUUGAUUUCCUUUUUUCAUUUGUUGAUUUACAUAAGCUUUACAGAUUUACUAGUGAUUUUCAGUGCGAACAGCUGAACUAGUGCAAACACGUAAGUGCUUUUGAUGUGUUACCUAUAUAGAUCACACACUGUGGUAAUUAAAAGAUGUUUCUUACCUGAUUUCUAAAAAUCUUUUCUAAAUCAAAUCUUGGCCUAGUUUACUAAUGUUUUUGCCGACGUUUGUCAACUUCAGAGUAAACAAAAAAUUGUAUAAACUCAAUGAGUAUACUGUUCCCAUGCACGUGUUUCUACACAUAAUGUUGACCUUUAAACUGAAAGGAGAAAAAAAGACACUUGGGGAAUGGAAGAAAUGCAGCAAAACUCUUGAGUGGUAUUCGAAGAGGCUUGCCGAAAUGUGGCUAGCAACGCAAUCUUAUUACAGUUACAGCUUUAGCAUUACAGUGAUGUCUAGGAAAUAUAUUCCUGUGUAAAAUGGCAAAUUAGCUUUCAACUUCAAAUCAUGCAUGUCCCUAGUCUGUAAAUAGUUGUUUCCUUCAUUUCUAUAAAAUGCAAAUUGUUUGUUGAACGUUUUCUUUCUUUCUUAAAUAUAACUGUUUUCCUUUCAUCUUUUCAGUAUGUCAAAAUUUCCCAUAAAACAUAUAUGCUGUGUGUUACAAGUGGAAUUAGAAAUAGUCCACCAUUUCUAGAAUUGUUUUGUUAUUUGAAUGGAAAUUGGGGGAAGCACUGCCAGAUUAAGUUCUGUGAGGUGUGCCCAAAUACAAGAAAAACUGGGUAAAGCAGAGGAAAAUCCUGUAAGCCCAAAACAGAAGUAUCUGUUUCUAAAGCUGCAGAUUUGGCAAGCUUUCUUAGCCAUUCUUGAAGCACAGAAAAUUUUAUUUCAAAUGUUAUUCCAAGUUAGGUGCUUUUUAGUUUCUUUCCCAAAGAUAUGUGUAUCUCAAGCAAAGAAACAAUCCAAUACAUUUUAUUAAAUGAUUGUAAGGUAUAUAUUUCAAGAUUAAUGGAAAUCAAGAUUUGAAGGACACAAGAAUUGGACCGGAAGACAGUAAUACCCCUUUUCCCUCCUGGGUUCCAGUCUCCCCUCCCCGACCCGCACUGGACCUGGGCCUAUACUGCCACAACUGUAAAAAGCUAGGAUGUUCCCAGUUAAAGUUGCCCUUGAUUGUUGAACUAACUAUACAAUGGAUACACUUGAAAGGUCUGCUGUGUUGACACAGUACCAGGAUAAUUUAAGCCCAAAGCCAUAGUUUGAAAGGCUAAUCAGCAUCACAUGCUAACCUGUAACACUUCAAACUCUAAACCAAGAGCAGUGGAAUCUACAAGAAACCUCUACAGGGGCUGUACCUAAGCAUGGAUGGUUCCUCCUCCCUAGCCUUGUGAAGAGAGACGGGUAGACUACACUAGUAUAAAGUUUACUUACUCGUUAAUGUGAUAGUGAUUGUAAAAUGUGUUU